This is a messenger RNA of Lactuca saligna, 309 nucleotides long. NCBI's taxonomy places the organism in Eukaryota, Viridiplantae, Streptophyta, Magnoliopsida, Asterales, Asteraceae. The record is from the annotation of a GenBank genome assembly.
AUGACUAUUUUGCCCCUGUCUGUUUUUGUAUAUGUGGGAUGCUCUGAGAACCUGGACUUGCAUUUAGCUCCAAUCACACUAGUGAAACUAAACCCAAAAGAUGUUGUAUCAUUUCCAAAACUUAUUACUCAGGGAAGUAACAACCAAUCACCCUUCUGUUUUCAUCCACCAAAACCAGAUGAUGUUGCUACAAGUGGACACCAAAGCUAUACCCAUCCGUACACCAUGGAUCCUUUGAUCAUCCUGUUAGUUACAUGCUUUUUGGUUGUUUCUUCAAAUGACAGGGAUCCUUCCUAUCAACUAAUAUGA